Physcomitrium patens is the source of this 1468-nucleotide messenger RNA. Its product is annotated as blue copper protein 1a. Gene Ontology annotation, molecular function: electron transfer activity. The record is from RefSeq and is a predicted model, not a curated record. NCBI's taxonomy places the organism in Eukaryota, Viridiplantae, Streptophyta, Bryopsida, Funariales, Funariaceae. Gene Ontology annotation, cellular component: plasma membrane.
UGGAGUGUUGCAAUGCGACAAUCAGCUGUUCAAUAAGUGAGGAAGUCUCAGAGUUGUGAUCGUUCGUCUAUCUACUUUUGGAACCGGCUUCAUUUAUAAAGGGUUUCAAUUCGGUAGGAGCUAUUCGUAGAGAUCGUAUUCUGUGGAGCAUCGCUUGUUCGUGUGUGAGUGUGUUUGUGUGUGAGAGAGAGACAGACAGACAGACCGAUAGGCAGACAGAGUAAGUCUGAUACUUUCAGAUUUGGUUGUUGGGAGAAAAGGUGCUUCAUACUUAGAAGAGGGUGGAUAAGUGCCGUUUUGUAUUGAGGUGUCCGAUUUCUAGGCUGCACUUCGAUCGAUACAACCGGAAGCAGUUUGACCACGCUGAGGUAUACUUCAGCUAUGGUGCUUUGGGUUUCCAUUUUCCAUACUAAGCAGGUCGAAUCAACCCACCGUGAAAGUGUUGCCCUUGGGUGUUCGUAACCCAAGAUGGCCCAGGAAAGAAGCAGCGCGAGGAUUUUUAUAGUUGCGGUAGGGUUACUUGCGGCCGUGCAUGCAGUAGCGGCUAAGGAUAUCAAUGUAGGGGGAACCCGGGGUUGGGACUACGCACCGCCUUCAGAUGCGGCUUACUACGACACUUGGGCAUCGAAGGAGACGUUCACGGCAGGGGACAACCUAGUAUUCUCAUACACUCCUGGUGCACAUGAUGUGCAAGUCGUAAGUGCGACAGAGUACAAUGCCUGUUCAAUGAGCACCGGCAAGAAGUAUCUAUCCGGAGGGGACAGUGUCUCACUCCCCACGCCUGGUACUUAUUAUUUCGUCUGCAGCUUCCCUUCUCACUGUGACAUGGGCAUGAAGAUGAAAAUUACGGUGAAAGCUGCUGGUGGUGUGCCUCCAGUUGUCGCUCCUGUUACUCCUCCCGUGACACCCCCAGUGAGGGCUCCUACUCGUGCACCCCUUGUGGCUCCUGUGCCGGCUCCCGUCGUUAAAGCCCCAGCUCCAGCUCCGGUUAUCAAGGCACCCACGCCAGGGCCAGCUUUGGCUCCUGUUCCUUCACCCACUGACGCGCCAACACCCUCUGAGAAUCCUUCUACAGCACCAACUCCUGGCUCCUCCAUUGCCCCCGGACCGGAGUUGCCACCCCCUCCGCCAUCUGCUGCCGUUUCAAUCCACCAGUGCUUGAGCUUCGUCGGAGCUGUAGCUGUGGUUGCGUUUUGCGUUCUUCGGUUCUAAGCUGAUCCAACCAUAGUUGUUCCAGUCCUCAGAAUGGGCGGCAGGUUAGAGGUGAGAUCGACCAACGAAGUACUUCAGUAGCCUGACAAUAGAAGGCGAAGGACACCAGCAGUAGCGAGCGAUGAUGCGAAAUGCAUCCUGCUUUCCAAGCUAGAUUUUCAGUACUAUUCCUGAUGAUUUCUUCGGACGCUAUGUUCCGAUGAACUGGCUAGAUUAUGUACAAACCAGCAUAAAUUCUUCUCGUGUUUUUUUUUUG